This is a messenger RNA of Ichthyophthirius multifiliis, 1365 nucleotides long. RefSeq lists its product as hypothetical. The transcript has 2 exons. NCBI's taxonomy places the organism in Eukaryota, Ciliophora, Oligohymenophorea, Hymenostomatida. The record is from RefSeq and is a predicted model, not a curated record.
AAAAAGGAAUAUAAUCGAAAAAAAAAAAAACAUGAAUAAAUAAUUACUUUGCUUAUUUUUAGUUUUAUGCAUAUUUAUUGUAAGAGCUGACAGAAGUUCUGAAUAAGCUUUCGAAACCAAAGACAAUGUUAAUAGAGCAACCGAGUUACUUUAAGAAUUACUUAAUGACGUACAUUCAAACUUGAAUGAUUUAGAUAAAGACAAGGAAACAAACAAACCCUUAUUAGAAAAGGACAUAUAAAACUAAAAUGAUGUCCUAGCUUAAAGUAUUGUUCAUUGUAAAAGUGAAGAAGCAUAAUUAAAGGACUAUGAAGAUAAAUUAUAAACUACUAGAGAUUAUAUUGAAUACCUUAAAUAGAGAAUGGUUGAUAACUUAAAUAGAUUAGAUUCUCUUAACUAAGCAAGAUGUUAAUAAAAUGCAAGUUUCAUAAAAGAUAUGAAAAAUUACAACCUAGCUUUAAGAUUAAUCGAAUUUUUAAGAAUUUAAAUAUAAAAUAAAGAUAACUUUUCGCUUAUAGAAAAAAAGCUCUUGAUGUAAAAAAUCAAUGUACUUUUCUAAUUAUAUGAAUAACACGAUACUAAUGGAUUAUAAUUAUUAUAAUAAUAUGUUAAUGAUCCAUUAUAUGAUAUUAAAUAAGAUUAUACUGAAAAAGGAAGAAAUGCUGAGCAAAUUGGCAACAAACAUAUUGAUAAUAAUAAAGAUGAUCUUAGUUUAGAAGGGUUUGUUAAUGGAGAAAGAUAAACAUGGGCCGGAUACAAGAGAUAAUUAUUAGAUUUAUUGGACAAGUUCGAAGCUAAAAUUAAAGAAAAUAAAAGUUAAGCUUAAUAAGACGAAAUUAAUUCUGCCAUGCAUUUAGCCGAAUUUUAAGCCUAAGUCGAAAAAGAAAACAAGGAACUUGCUAAAUCACUUGAAGCUGCUAUUACUUAAGAAGCAAAAUUAGUAAGAUUAGUUGAAUAAUACACUUAAAAUUCAAAAAAAUGCAGAGAAUAAAUAUCCUAAUAAGAAAAAUUAAUUAGUGAUUCUGAAGAAUAUUUAAAGAAAAAAAUAUCAGAAUACAACAGCAAAAGAGCAGCAUUAUUAGAAGAAAUUUAAUUACUUGAAGAAGUCUUAGCUAUCUAUAAUUAAAAAGUCUAAAGUAAUGAAGAUGACUUUAAAGAUAGAGUUGAUGCUGUUUCUGAAGGAAAUUUUGAUGAUUCUUAUAACAAAAGAGAAGUUCCUGAAUAUCGUUUACUUGGAAAUUGAAUAAAAUAAGUAAUAUGAUAUUUCUUUAUUAAUAUUAAAGAAGAAGAAGAUAAUAUAUAUAUUUACAAUUAUAGUAUUUUUUUAUUUUUUUUUAUUAUUUUUUUCAUUUAUAAUGUUGAAUU